UCACAAAUUGCACAAGUGUCGCAAGGGAAGAGUGAACAACGAUUGCAGCACAAUGGCUGACGACGAGAUUCUAUUCGACGAUGUGUACGAACUCUGCGAAGCAAUCGGAAGAGGCCCAUUCUCCAUCGUACGUCGAUGUAUCCAUCGGGAGUCGAAUCAGCAGUUCGCGGUUAAGAUUGUGGACGUUGCCAAGUUCACGGCCAGCCCGGGUCUCAGCACAUCCGAUUUAAAGCGAGAGGCCACAAUAUGUCAUAUGCUGAAACAUCCGCACAUCGUCGAGCUGCUGGAAACGUACAGCUCCGAAGGAAUGCUCUACAUGGUGUUUGAGUACAUGGAAGGAUCAGACAUUUGCUUCGAAGUGGUGCGCCGAGCCGUGGCAGGAUUUGUGUACAGUGAGGCAGUAGCGUGUCAUUAUUUGCGGCAAAUUUUGGAGGCGUUACGCUACUGUCACGAGAACGACAUCAUACAUCGGGAUGUUAGGCCCGCCUGUGCCCUGUUGGCAACCGCAGACAACUCCGCACCCGUCAAGCUCGGUGGUUUCGGUUCGGCCGUUCAGCUUCCAAAUGGGCGCGAUUCGGUGGAGACGCAUGAGAAGAGAGUCGACCCCCAUCGUUCGUUUUUGAGCCCGCGCGGAAAGCUCUACCUGAAAACAGAUAGCGAGGGACGGGUCGGAUGCCCUCACUAUAUGGCACCGGAGGUGGUGGCCCGGCGUGUGUACGGCAAACCGUGUGACGUGUGGGGUGCUGGCGUGAUGCUACAUGUACUGUUAUCCGGUCGUUUACCUUUUCACGGCUCGGGCAAACGGCUGCAGGAUGCCAUCUCACGGGGACGUGUCACGCUGGAUACAUCGGAAUGGAAGCAUAUAUCGAGCAAUGCGAAAGAUCUGGUACUGAAGAUGCUUGCACCGAAUCCCAUCAGCCGGCCGACAAUAACGGAAAUACUGGAUCAUCCAUGGAUACGGGAUCGUGACAAACUGCAACGCAUUCACCUGGGCGACACGGUCGAGGAGCUGAAGCGCUACAAUGCGCGCCGCAAGCUGAAAGCCGCCGUCCAAACGGUCGCUGGCGGCGUUGCAAUGGAUCCCCUGUGCUGUGCGGAUACCGACUCAAUGGCCAUUGGUACUGCAUCGGAAAGCCUCAACGAGUGGGCCGACGAGGAGGCCGGUCUGGAGGCGAUCCAAAAAAUUCUUGACUCAUUAGACGAUAUCAUUGCUUUGCAAGAUGCAAACUGCGAUCCGGAUGUGCUGGCCGGUAUGCUGCGCGACGUGAAGCUGCACGAGCUGCUGCAGUUGUUUGAUAGAAUCAGUAGUUCGGUUAUCAAUCCAUCGCGGGCCCCACCGGGAGACGCCAUCAGCCGCUGCCGGGAUGCGAUCGAUGCCAUCUCAUCCACCGCGGGACACAAGUAUGUGCGCGAAAAGUCGGAGCUGAUCAACCUGCUAGGAUCACCACACAUUCAGGCUCUAUUACACACGCAUGACGUGGUAGCUAGGGAAGUAUACGGCGAAGAAGCGCUUCGUGUAACGCCACCACCGAUCGCGCCCUACCUGAACGGCGGUAACGAUGAAAUCGACAACGGUGACGCCGGAGAGCUACAGCACGUUACGCGCGUCCGGCUGGUACAGUUCCAGAAGAAUACCGACGAACCGAUGGGUAUUACGCUGAAGAUGACCGAAGAUGGCCGGUGCAUCGUGGCCCGGAUCAUGCACGGUGGCAUGAUCCACCGGCAGGCUACGCUGCACGUCGGUGACGAAAUACGGGAAAUCAACGGCCAGCCAGUGCAGCAUCAAACAGUCAGUCAAUUACAGCGAUUGCUGCGGGACGCGCGCGGUUCUGUUACUUUUAAAAUAGUUCCUUCAUAUAGAAGUGCCCCACCGCCGGUUGAGCUAUUCAGGAUAAGACCAGCACCGGUUUUAGUUGAUCAGAUUUUCGUACGAGCUCAGUUCGACUAUGACCCGCUGGACGACGAGCUGAUACCUUGUGCGCAGGCAGGGAUAGCUUUCCGUGUCGGUGAUAUACUACAGAUUAUUAGCAAAGACGAUCAUCAUUGGUGGCAGGCCAGGCAUGACGCUGCGGGAGGUUCAGCCGGAUUGAUACCCUCACCAGAGCUUCAGGAAUGGCGCAUCGCCUGCCAAUCGGCGGACAAAUCCCACAAAGAACAAGGAGAAGCAGGGCCCGGUUGUUCAGCACAGGCCGAAGGAUGUGAAGGACCCACAGUAGUUAAUUGCUCAAUAUUUAGUCGUAAAAAGAAACAGUGUCGGGAUAAAUAUUUGGCGAAACACAAUGCGGUCUUCGAUCAGCUGGAUCUGGUUACGUACGAGGAGGUGGUCAAAGUACCGAUUGGCGAUCCAGCUUUCCAAAGACGCACCCUAGUGUUGCUCGGAGCGCACGGCGUAGGACGACGUCAUAUCAAAAAUACGCUCAUCGCAAAAUAUCCGGAUAAAUACGCUUAUCCAAUACCACAUACCACCAGACCACCAAGACCGGAUGAGGAGAAUGGGCGAAGCUACUACUUCAUAUCACACGAUGAGAUGAUGGCGGAUAUUUCGGCCAACGAGUACCUCGAGUACGGUACGCACGAGGAUGCGAUGUACGGUACCAAGCUGGAAACGAUACGACGCAUCCAUGCGGACGGCAAGAUGGCAAUAUUGGACGUGGAACCACAGGCCUUAAAAAUACUUCGAACAGCCGAAUUUACGCCGUACGUUGUGUUCAUAGCAGCACCACUGCUGCAAAACAUUGCCGACUACGACGGUAGUCUCGAGCGUCUCGCCAAAGAGUCCGAUAUGCUACGCCAGGCGUACGGUCAUUUCUUCGAUCUGACCAUCGUCAACAACGACAUCGGUGAGACGAUAGCAACACUGGAGAACGCUAUCGACAAGGUGCAUUCGACCGCCCAGUGGGUCCCGGUGUCCUGGCUGUACUGACAAGAUAGUGAGCUAGAAUGUCCCGCUUGUUUGGAGGAUGAGUGCGAUUGUGAAUGCGAUUGCGAGCUGGAUCUGAAGUGAGUGGGCAGAGUACCUCACGGAAGUAUUGCGCAACAACAACAACAACAAAGCUACAAGCACCGUUACAGUAGUACGAAACACACCGAAACACAGAGCCGGGCUAAUGGUUAAUUUUGUGCAUGCACAGGGUAUGGUUCAAAAUAGACGGUUCUUAGUGUUUAGUAUUGAAACAAAUCAAAUUGGCAUGGGUGCAGUGUACCAUCUACGUACGGUGGAUGUGUAAAUUUUAUUUUUGUUUUUACGUUAAACAUCCAUUCACUGCGAAAUAUGUUAUUCCAAAGAUUUUUUGUUGUUGUUUUUCUAACAAUUUUUAUGUAGUAUAUAUAAUAUACAUUAUAGUUAAUUAGAACUUUUUGUUUUUGCUCAAUAUAAGUGUUAUGUUUUAAUGCGUUUACAUCACAUAGCAAUUUGGUACGUGAAAGUGAAAUUUUUCACCACUAGAUAAAUAUUUAAACAGAUUAAAUUGUUUUUUUUCUCCCUUUUGUACUACUAACGCAACCCAUUAUAAAUAUGUUGUGAAACAUGUUUUUUUAGCUGCGAAGUCGGUGUAUUACACAAAAACAAAAGUAAAAUAUAGAAAAAAAAAGAAAACCAAAAAAAAAUAAAACGAAGUGAUAGAAAACGCAAACAUUCACACAAAACACACAACAAACUGCAAAAGGAGUAUAAUUACAAAGAUAAUAAUUAAACAACACAACCAUACACUCACACACACAUACACAUACAUACAUACACACACACAAUAAACUCUUUUUAAAAGAACUAACACAAAAAGAGCAAAGCAAAACACAGCAAAUGAAGGCAAAAGUAAACCAACACAAGUUACAAAAAACUGAAAAGCAAGCAAAACAAAAAAAACUAACAAAAAACAACAAAAUAAAUUCAAACGAUUACUGGAACGUGAACAAACAAGCGGUGGAAAUAUUAGUUAGAUUUAAUCUUAACCAAAAUAAACUGAAAAUGAAAAAAGAAAAACAAAUGUUAACAUAAUUCAUAAUAAUUAUUAUAAUAACGCUAAUAAUAAUGAAACGAAUGAAAUUAAAUCAAGAGUAUUGCAAUUCAAAGAAGUAAACAACAAACCAAACGACAGUAGGAACAAAAAGGUGAAACUAAAAAAAAGGUAAACCAGUAAAAACGGAGCAAAACAAAAAUGCAGAGAGAAGAAGAAAAAUAACACACACACAUAUAGGUGAGAGAACUUAUUACGUUUGAAUUGGGUGUAGAAAAGUAACGUUUAACGAUGUGUUUUCGUGUGUUUUGUUUUCUAGUAAUUUGAAGCAUAUUCGGAGAAACGCGUGGAGUAAAUAAACCCGUUACGGCUAAGCAGCAAAAGGGUGGCUAUAGGCUUAGGAUGGGGCAAGGUUAAACUAAAGGGGGGUUUUGAACAACCGGGGGGUUAAAUGUUAUUUCAAAUCAGCUGAAGAAGGUAGUAGUUGUAGCGACGAGAAGCAACAAAGCAACAAUGUGAGGCCAUACAUACAGAUAUAGAUGGGCGGCCCCAUAGCGAGAAAAAAAAACACAAACACGCGAUGCAGUUACGUCUGUAUCCAGGCAAAAAGCUGUUGGGUACAUUGCCUAAUGGAAAAUGACUAAAACCAGUUCAAAGACAAGCAAAAAAAAACCGAGCAGUGAGAACGGGAGAUAGUUUGUUGAAAUUCAUUCACUUAUAGAUGGAAAAUUGAACAAACAAAUACAAAAGCGAGAAGCAUGUUAGAAGAGGAAUAACAAAAUAAACAAAACGGUUUACACAUCUUAACAACAUCUUUACCAGGUAAAUUUCGAACGAGGUAGACAAUUUGUAUUAAUUUGUAAGAAAUUUUCAUAAUUUUUACAUAAGCUAGUGAAUGUCGUUGAAACUAUUUGUUUUGUUAAUUAUUUCAUUUUUACUCUUAAGCAUUUACAUUUGUGUUACGGUUUGAGUUGAGCUUUACAGUACUGUUUUCGGCAUUUAAAAAUUAAUGCAAUCAAGCUACUUAUCGAAAGUGUUCGUUUAUCAUCGAACUACAAUUUCUACAACACGGACAGCAUCAAAAGAUGUUGAAAAAAUUACACCCAAAAACAAAGCAAACAUACGCACAAAUAAGUAUGAAAUACGAUCGCCUUGGUUGAUUGCAAUGUGCAACGAAAAUCGUUUGGGAAAAUCGCACAAAAGAGAACAAUACCUGGUUCACACAGCCAUAAUCAUUGUAUCAUCUUGCCCUCUUUCCUCAUUUAAUCAUUUUUCGUGGUACACGGUACAUCCAACAAAACACUUUUUGUAAAAGCAUUCUAACGCACACAUCCAAACCCGAUACCAGAUAUACUUUUUAAAAGAAACACAAACCAUCACUGAAAAUUGGCGACAGUGUUUAUGGUAUGAAAUCAGGUUUUAAAAAAAAACUUUCUAUACUACAUUCCAAAACCUCCAUUAAAAUGGAACGAAAACAAAACAAACAAACUAAAAACACAAACAGUCGGAUCGUAAACCUUACAUUGUAGUACAGCUGGCGCAUUGUAAUACAAAGGAUUGAAGCUGUGGCUGCAUGUAACCGAAGAGCUUCUCUUUAUGGGUAUGUGUGUAUGUGUGUGUGUGUGUGUGUGUGUGUGUGUGUGUGUGGAAAACAAUGGAUUUCAAAACAAUCUUGACAACAUAAAAGAAACUGCAAAACAAACAAUUACAAUUGUUGGUUCCCCACCACGGGCGUAGCGCAAAAAAAGGUGGAAAAUUAUCCCAGUUUGUAUUACACCAUUACGAAGUACUUUAUAGCAAAAAACCUAAAGACAUAUAUUUGAACCGAUACUGUACGGAUCAUCUACAUGUUUUAGAGAUGGGGGAAAAAACAAACAAUCAAACAUAUUACUCAUAUGGGGCAAAUACAUACACAAGGCACGCUAAUGCACAUUCGUACAGCAAAGCGCCACACACGAGCGGCACACGGAAGUGUAAUCCAUAUGCAUCCAGGGACAUCGUACACGGUACCCCGCAAAAAAAGCACUCCACAACGUAGGUACAGGAAGGUACUAGGGAAAAAUUUGCACAUAAUGCAAUCGACUAGUAAACAAAAAAAGAAACAAACCUCUAUACUAGAGUUCACUACCACAGAAAGCAAUUAUAAUACAGCAAGCAAAAAAAAGGAACAAAAUAAAAAAAAAACUCACACCCACACAUGUAUCGAACAACAAGUAAGAAAGGUUUAUAUUUAUGAGAAAAGUACACACGCUCACACAACACAUGUUUAAGAAAUCAAAAAACCAAACUAUUGAGCCUAGUUUUCUUUAUCCUGGCGUUUGAUAACAGUAGGAUACGAAGAAAACCAAUAGGACCGAUGCGUAACACUCCCAUUCCGUAGUUAUGGUAAAUGGGAUUAAAGAAAAUAGCAACAGUGUGUUGUCUAUCCUUGACGGCUUACCGUUAGGGUGCUGUCGGAAUUGUGCGGCGCCUGAAAGAUAGGCAACAUAUGUUUCAUUUCGCCUAACAUUGGUCUGGAAGACCAUUCAAAACAGGCUAAUGAAUGUGUAUUGCAUACUUUCAGGCGUUUCAUAAUGAACACGGCCACGAAAUGGUUUGUGACGUCAAGGGCAGAUGUGCCCAGCUAUACCGAGCAAAUUAAUAAAAAUACAAAACUCAAAUCGUACCAAGCAGUGAGAACUAAACACAAACAAUCUUAACUACAGCUAAUUUGGGAGCGUUUGUUUGUUUCGUAUAAAUCCAAUCGUUAAAAGCACCGUGAUCCCUUUUCCUUCCUGUUUGGACGGCAAGCGUAACCUUCCGCGUGAAAUCCGUGUAUACAAUAAAGAGAAGUUUUAAACAAAAUAUAAUAUUGAAAUUGAAAGUGUAACAGCAAAACGUACGGCACUACAGGAAUACACUAAAACACAAAUACAACCUACACACACACACACACAUACACACCAAUUCUUACGAAUGGAAGUAAACGAAUUCUUAACAAUAAAAAGAAAAUGAUAAUUUCUCAAAAUUAAACAAAACAAAACAAAAAGGCAACAUAACUUCACACCCUCUCUAACGUUUGUAAAGGAAGGUGAGACAAAAUGUUGGACGGAGUGCUACGAAUUUGAAUUAACAAAACAAAAUACUAAAACAUUAAAAAAAACAACAAAUUGUUACCGACGGGAUAAACACAAUUUAAAAACAAAAACAGUCAAACGUUCAGCUAACACGUGGUUUGUAACGAAAUUUAAAAGAAAACACACACACAAACUAAAAUUUCAAUAACUAACAUCCGCGUGAUCGUACUAACACGGAGCAGCACACCGCUGCAACACAAAGCCCAACACACCACAACAAAUGGAAGCGCAAUUGUUGACUUAAAGGCAAACAAAAAUGGAUGAGACCUUUAAAAAAGGAAACAAAUUAGUAGAAACGGCAAACGGUCUCAACAGUCUCUCCACUCUUCCCUUCAAACCGUACGGUAAUCACAGGCGCGUAACGCUAUGCUCUAGCAAAACCGAAGUAAAAAUCAACAAAAAAACAAACUUAAAUAAAAUGAACGAAAACAAAAAACCCCGCGCACACACACAUGCAAAACAAUUGGGAAACCAAUGCAAUUGGCGGGUGUGCAGGUAAAAGCAAAAAUCGAGAAGUUAAACAUGUGAAGCUCGGAACUCUCUACUGUAAAAGUAUUAUUUUACUAGUUUAUUUUGUUUUUGGAUGAAAAAAAAAAAUUCUAAUAAAAGUGACGUUAAUAUAAAAAAAUUAUAAACCAAA
This is a messenger RNA of Anopheles funestus (African malaria mosquito), 7709 nucleotides long. RefSeq names its product peripheral plasma membrane protein CASK (gene CASK). Gene Ontology annotation, molecular function: ATP binding; signaling receptor binding; protein kinase activity. The coding region runs from base 53 to 2923 and encodes 956 amino acids. The record is from RefSeq and is a predicted model, not a curated record. The transcript has 21 exons. Gene Ontology annotation, biological process: protein phosphorylation; regulation of neurotransmitter secretion. Gene Ontology annotation, cellular component: cell-cell junction; plasma membrane. Lineage: Eukaryota; Metazoa; Arthropoda; Insecta; Diptera; Culicidae.